Molecule: messenger RNA, 1814 nt
Organism: Exophiala mesophila
Lineage: Eukaryota; Fungi; Ascomycota; Eurotiomycetes; Chaetothyriales; Herpotrichiellaceae
Exons: 2
Coding region: 153-1598 (481 amino acids)
Biological process (GO): proteasome-mediated ubiquitin-dependent protein catabolic process
Cellular component (GO): proteasome regulatory particle
Source: RefSeq, a predicted model, not a curated record
GGAACAGUCUAGGAAAGUGAACUUCAUCAAUAUCCUUUACCCGCGAGACUGCCACUCCUUCAAAUCCUGAACUGCCCAUUAUAUCUUUGCCUCCUCUGUCCCUGUCUUGAUUAUCGAUUUCCCAUCUACCACAACUCAUCUCCAUCCUCACCAUGGGCUCAGAUCCGCAAUUCGCGAAAUACCCUGAUCUCAAACUCGCCCAACACAUCUUCUCUCUCACGACAUCAUCAGGGACACCUCAACCGACAUCACUGAACUACCUCCAAAAUGCCAUUCGAGAACACAAGAUGGCCCCGCUUUAUCGGCAUCUAGCUCACCCAACCGAAGGAGUGCUAAACUCGGUCGGGGAGAGUACAGCACAAUCAGCAGCGACACCCAAACCCCCAACGCGAAGAGCCUCUCUUGUCUCAAGCAAUCUGCUACCCCCAAAACGAUUGGUACCUCCGGGAGUGCUUCCAUGGGAUGAAAGCCUGUAUGAACAGCUGAAGGCAGAUAAUGACAAGGAACUGGAAGGUUUUCAGAAAGAGGAAGAAGAGGCAGAGGAAAAGGCCGGCGAAACCGAAGUACAAGCUGCUCGAAGCAAACGUGCCGACUUUUGGGCACGCGUUGGAGACAAGGACAAAGCCAUCGCAGCCUACGAAAAGGUGUUUGACAAGACUGGCCCCCUCGGCACCAAGAUCGAUCUUGUACUCGCCAUUAUCCGGAUAGGUCUCUUUUUUAACGACAAGCUAUUUGUCAAGAAGCAGGUCGAGCGAGCAAACAUCCUGGUGGAGAGCGGUGGUGAUUGGGAUCGAAGAAAUCGAUUAAAGGCUUACAAGGGUCUGCAUCUCCUCACCGUCCGAUCCUACAAUCUUGCUGCGCCCCUCCUCCUCGACAGUCUUUCCACCUUUACUAGCUACGAACUCUGCAGCUACUCAGCUCUGGUCACAUAUGCAGUUCUUGCCGGCUCCCUGUCAUUGAAGCGAGUCGAUUUCAAGGCCAAGGUUGUUGAUGCCCCCGAGAUCAAGGCUAUUCUAGGCGACGGAGAAGACAAAGGCCCAGGUGCUGACGAGGAGAUGAAAGAUGUGUCCGCCGCGACCGCAGAACGUGCGACUGGAUUGGUCAACUUGAGCACACUAGGCACAGGCUCUGCAACUGAAGCGCAAGACGAAGCCCCUGUGGAUAUGUCUCCGCUGGCGGGACUCGUGAACAGUCUCUACGCUGGCAACUACCGCAACUUUUUCCUCUCGUUGGCCGCUGUGGAGGAGAACUUUUUGACGCAAGAUCGGUAUCUAUUCGAACAUCGAGCCUGGUUCGUACGAGAGAUGCGUCUCAGAGGGUAUCAACAAUUGCUUCAGUCUUACCGCGUGGUGGGGCUCGCUACCAUGGCAUCGGCGUUUGGAGUCAGCGUGGACUUCCUAGACAAGGAUCUCGCCAAGUUUAUUGCCGCCGGCAGGGUGAGCUGCACGAUCGAUAGAGUGCAGGGGGUGAUUGAGACGACCAGACCAGACGACAAGAACAAGCAGUAUGCUGAUAUUGUGAAGCAAGGCGAUGCUCUUAUCACCAAGCUGCAGAAGUAUGGACAAGCUGUGAGAUUACGGGGAAGUGAACGUGCAUGAAACCAGAAGCGCGGUUAGAAGCUGAGGCCAUUAUCAAGUCGACAGCCUCUCAAGGUGGAUGGGCAACAAUAAUGUAAAUUAGGGCUUGUCAGCGGUUGCCGCCACACCCUUUUAGUAUUCCACUAGAAUCCAUAUCUUGGCAUUGUUAGGACUAUCGCUAAGGGAGCAAAUGUCUUGUGAAAGAAUACGGAGUACACAAUGCUAAAUCGAUAUCUG